Aureobasidium musti is the source of this 1851-nucleotide messenger RNA. The record is from the annotation of a GenBank genome assembly. NCBI's taxonomy places the organism in Eukaryota, Fungi, Ascomycota, Dothideomycetes, Dothideales, Saccotheciaceae.
CUACCAUUGACCCUCGCAGCCCCAGCGGCAGUCGCAUCCCUCGCCUACCUUCGUGCCAAAACCAGCUGGCCCAAUGACUACGCCCUGUUGAAGGCCACAAUCGUCGGCAGUCUCUACGUCAAAAAGUGCGUCAAGGAGGACCGCGUCAAUCUCUUCUACGAGCUCGAAAAGCACGCUCUCGAUACAAAGGCACGCGACCGCUCUUUCCUCGCCGUACCUCCUCAUAUCCCCAAAACCGUCUCUUCACCAGCAGACCUGGAGGGCUUGCAAGCAACAGAAUUGAGUUACAAACACGUCUAUGAGACAGUCCUGAAGUUUGCUGCAUGGCUGAAGCAAGAGCAUGGUGUUAACAAGGGUGAUAUGGUCGCCAUCGACUUUACCAACAAGCCUCAAUUCAUUUAUUUGUGGUUCGCAAUUUGGUCGCUGGGCGCAAAGGCUGCAUUCAUCAACUCGAAUCUCAGAGGGAAAGCCUUGUUGCACUGCGUCAAGGCUUGCGAGGCGAAGCUCUUCCUUGUGGAUCCCACAAUUAAAGAGGCAUUGACAGACGAGGUUAGACAGGAGCUCGACGGUUCGGUCGUGUCUGUCGUGCUAGAUGAGGUCAUUGAGAACAGAAUUGUUGCGGUUAAAGGGUUGAGAGCGCCUGAUGCAGAGCGAGGAGGUCAACAAAUGUGGGACACAGCAGUGCUCAUCUUCACAUCAGGAACCACCGGACUACCCAAGCCUGCCGUGGUACCGUGGAAGAANGCCAUGCCUCUCUACCACAGUUCCGCAACUGUCCUCAACAUCUCCCUCGUUCUGCACUCGGGCGCAACCACAGUUCUUUCCCACCACUUUUCACCCAAAACCUUCUUCGCCUCGGCCAUCGCUUCCAACGCAACAAUGAUGCAGUACAUUGGCGAAAUGUGCCGAUACCUGCUCAGUACUCCCCCUUCGCCUUUCGACCAGGCUCACACAAUUCGCAUGGCCUUUGGCAAUGGCCUACGUCCAGACGUAUGGCUGAAGUUUAAGGAACGCUUCAACAUUCUCGAAAUCGCAGAGUUCUAUGCCGCUACCGAAGCUCCUGGUGGCAGCUUCAUCAAGAGCAAGAACAAUUAUGGUCACGGUGCUGUGGGAAGAGCAGGAACAGCCAUAUCAACCCUCAUGGGCAGCCAAUCCGCAAUCGUCAAACACGACGUCGAGAGCGGAGACCCCUACCGCAACUCUUCCAACUGGUGCGAAAGAGUUUCGCCAGGAGAAGCAGGAGAAUUCAUCAAUGCAUUGGACCCUAAUAACAUCAAAGAGAGCUAUCUAGGCUACUACGGCAACCANAAAGCAUCUUCCUCAAAGAUCCUGCGCGAUGUGUUCAAGAAGGGAGAUGCAUGGUAUCGCACCGGCGACUUAUUGCGCAAAGACUCCGAAGGACGCCUCUUCUUCGUUGACAGAAUCGGAGAUACCUACCGCUGGAAGUCUGAAAACGUGAGCACGAAUGAGGUCGCCGAAGCUUUGUCUACAUCACCUCACAUUGACGAAAUCAACGUUUACGGCGUGGCAUUGCCUAACCAUGACGGACGUGCUGGAUGUGCAGCUGUGAUGCUCAAAUCCGCUCCUUCAUCCCAGGUACUCAAGGAACUUGCCGGACACGCUCGAGAGAAGAUGCCUAGAUUUGCAGUUCCUCUGUUCUUGAGAGUUGUUAAGGAGUUCGAGGUUACGGGCACCUCAAAAUACACAAAGCAUGGAUUGAGAGAGCAAGGCGUGGAUCCGAGCAAGACGGGAGAGGAUGGGUUGUUCUGGUUGCCUGUGGGUGCGGAAGCUUACGAGGAGUUUGGAAAGAGAGAUUGGGAGAAUAUUGUUGGAGGUGGAGUUAAGCUUUGA